Ruditapes philippinarum (Manila clam) is the source of this 1704-nucleotide messenger RNA. Its product is annotated as 26S proteasome non-ATPase regulatory subunit 13-like. Bases 73 to 1209 code for a protein of 378 amino acids. NCBI's taxonomy places the organism in Eukaryota, Metazoa, Mollusca, Bivalvia, Venerida, Veneridae. Gene Ontology annotation, biological process: ubiquitin-dependent protein catabolic process. Gene Ontology annotation, molecular function: structural molecule activity. Gene Ontology annotation, cellular component: nucleus; proteasome regulatory particle, lid subcomplex; cytosol. The record is from RefSeq and is a predicted model, not a curated record. The transcript is spliced from 13 exons.
UUUCGUCCCCUUGAAACUCUUUUCAAAGGAGAAUAUUGUAAAAUUACGCCGGCUUCACUAAAAAAUAACAACAUGCCCAAAGACGUUGGAGCCUAUUUAGCUGAGCAACAAAAGAAAUCAUCAGGAGAAGUUGCGUCAGAAUGGGCUAAGAUGGAAGAGCUCUAUAACAAAAAGUUAUGGCAUCAGCUUACAUUGAGGCUUCAGAAUUUUGUGAAAAAUCCAAUAUUCAGCAAAGGGGAAGGUUUGAUAAGGAUGUAUGAAAACUUCAUUUCUGAUUUUGAGCAUAGAAUAAACCACCUGUCUUUGGCUGAGAUAAUUAUAUUUGUAGUGAAACAGAUUGCAGAUCCCAAGCAAGCUAUAGAUUUCUUGGAAAAGAUAAAAGAAAAGGUGAAGGCAAGCACAGAAGCUAGGGUUUUAUGUCUGACACAGAUUGCAACCAUAAAGUUAAAGACCAAAGAUCUUGAUGGAACAAAGACAGUAGUGGAGGAAUGCCAGGGUGUAUUAGAUACCCUAGAUGGAAUCUCAUCCGUACAUAGUCGAUUCUACGAACUGUCGAGUAACUAUCACAAACUCAUGGGAAAUCAUGCUGAAUAUUAUAAAGAAGCUCUCAGGUUUCUCGGGUGUAUAAAUGUUGAAGAUAUUCCAGCUGGGGAACAGGCAGAAAGAGCAUUUAAUCUUGGUCUAGCUGCUGUUUUGGGCGAAGGUGUAUACAACUUUGGAGAACUUCUAGCACAUCCAAUCUUAGAUUCACUAAAGAACACGGAGAAAGAAUGGGUCAUUUCGUUACUAUAUGCCUUUAACAGUGGAAAUAUUUCCAAGUUUGAUGAUCUCAAGAAAAACUGGGGAGGACAGCCUGACCUUGCAGCUCAUGAGAUUUUGAUGAGACAGAAAAUAUCUCUCCUUUGCUUAAUGGAGAUGACAUUCAAAAGACCAGCCACAAACAGACAGUUAACUUUUGCAGAAAUUGCAACAGAAACCAGAUUACCAGAAGGGGAGGUUGAAAUGUUGGUUAUGAAAGCAUUAAGUCUUGGAUUAGUGAAGGGAUCAAUAGAUGAAAUAGACCAUAGAGUACAUUUGACAUGGGUACAACCCAGAGUUCUAGAUCGUGAACAGAUUUCCACUAUGCAGUGUAGAUUACAGCAAUGGUGUGAAGAUGUUAAACAGAUGGAGAGAUUAGUUGAAGUGAAAGCACAUGAUAUUCUUACAUAAACCCUGACACAUACUUCAUCCUUACAGGAUGAAAUAACAACUCAUUUUACUGUUCAAUAUGUGAAUUUAAUUCUAGAUACUUAUAUGUAUCUUAAUUAGUAAGAUACAAUGUAUGUUUCGAGACAUACAAAAGUAUGCAUCCUUUGUUAAGAACCAGUGUAACCUUAUGCCUUAUUUAGAUUUAUCUGUUUCGAAGGCUUUCAAAUGAAUAAAAACAAUAUAUGUUUUGAAAUAGGUGUAUAUAUAGAGAAAGACUAAAGUUGUUCGGUAUAAAAAGUAUAUUAUGUAUACUUCUCAAGGCAUUGAACUUCUAAAUGUUUCAAAUGAAAUGAAACUUUUUAGGAUAAAGGUCAACAUUUUUUAAAUGCAGUAAUUUAUUAGUGAGUUAGAUGUCAUAUAUUUAUGAAGGUCAUUUACAUCAAUGUGCUAUAUUUGAAAACUUCUGAUAAAAAAACACACUAAAAUGUGCUAAAUAAAAUAAAUUUAUAAUGUUUA